Pelmatolapia mariae (spotted tilapia) is the source of this 2152-nucleotide messenger RNA. RefSeq names its product protein disulfide isomerase family A, member 3 (gene pdia3). The coding region runs from base 181 to 1659 and encodes 492 amino acids. The transcript is spliced from 13 exons. Gene Ontology annotation, cellular component: cell surface; endoplasmic reticulum. Gene Ontology annotation, biological process: response to endoplasmic reticulum stress; protein folding. Gene Ontology annotation, molecular function: protein disulfide isomerase activity. The record is from RefSeq and is a predicted model, not a curated record. Lineage: Eukaryota; Metazoa; Chordata; Actinopteri; Cichliformes; Cichlidae.
CUACACCGCCUCCAUUCCUUUCUCUUUCUCUAUCGACCAGUCUGCACUUGGCCCUGUCUGAGGAGCUCGCAGCCUUGGCUUUCCCCUUGCAGCACAGCUGAAGAGGGGCGCUUCUACGGACCCCAUCUGCAUCCUAAAACCGUUCUGUGUAACUAAAGGACUCAGUAAGCGCCGUGUGCGAUGUUGAGACUCAUCUUUUUGGCCGCUCUCACCGGGUUCUCUCGAGCCAGUGAUGUGCUUGAGUACACGGAUGACGAUUUCGAAAGCAGGAUCGGAGACCAUGAGCUCAUUCUCGUGGAGUUCUUUGCCCCUUGGUGUGGCCAUUGUAAACGCUUGGCACCUGAGUACGAGGCAGCAGCCACACGUUUGAAAGGCAUCGUCCCACUGGCCAAGGUUGACUGCACUGCCAACAGCAACACAUGCAGCAAAUAUGGCGUCAGUGGCUACCCAACCCUCAAGAUCUUCAGGGAUGGCGAUGAAUCUGGUCCCUAUGAUGGUCCCAGAACUGCAGAUGGGAUUGUCGGCUUCCUGAAGAAGCAGGCUGGUCCAGCUUCUGUGGUGCUCAAGGACAACGCAGACCUAGAAAAGUUUCUUGCAGAUCAAGAUGCAAGUGUUGUCGGAUUCUUUGCUGAUGACAAGAGCCAAGAACAGGCUGAGUUCCUGAGGGCAGCGAGCGCCUUGAGGGACAACUACCGCUUCGCCCACACAAACGCUGAGGCUCUCCUCAAAAGCCAUGACAUUGAGGGAGAGGGAGUCAUUUUGUUCCGUCCACCCCAACUCAACAACAAGUUUGAAGACAGCUCGGUCAAAUUCAGUGAGGAUAAAUACACCAGCAACAAAAUCAAGAGAUUCAUCCAGGACAACAUCUUUGGAUUCUGUCCCCACAUGAAUGACAACAACAAGGACCAGCUGAAAGGGAAGGACCUUCUGGUGGCUUAUUAUGAUGUUGACUAUGAGAAAAACCCUAAAGGCUCCAACUAUUGGAGGAACAGGGUGAUGAAGGUGGCAAAGGGCUUCCUGGUUCAGGGCAAGAAGCUGAACUUUGCUGUAGCUAACAAGAACAUGUUCAGCCACGAGUUGUCUGAGUUUGGCCUGAAUCCCAGUGGCGAACUGCCUGUCGUGGCCAUCCGCACCGCUAAAGGAGACAAAUACACCAUGACUGAGGAGUUCUCUCGUGAUGGAAAAGCUCUGGAGCGUUUCUUGCAGGACUACUUUGAUGGCAAGCUGAAACGCUAUCUCAAAUCAGAACCCAUCCCAGAGGACAACGAUGGACCUGUUAAGGUUGUGGUGGCUGAAAACUUCGACUCCAUUGUUAACGAUGACAGCAAAGACGUGCUGAUUGAAUUCUACGCUCCGUGGUGCGGGCACUGCAAAAACCUGGAGCCCAAAUACACAGAGCUGGGAGAGAAGCUGGCCGAUGAUCCUAACGUCGUCAUUGCCAAGAUGGACGCCACAGCCAAUGAUGUGCCAUCUCCAUAUGAAGUCAGCGGAUUCCCUACAAUCUACUUUUCUCCAGCUGGACGCAAGUUGAGCCCAAAGAAAUAUGAGGGAGGUCGCGAGGUGAGCGACUUCAUCUCCUACCUGAAGAGGGAGGCCUCAAACCCGCUGGUGAUGCAGGAGGAGCCCAAGAAAAAGAAGAAGAAGAAGUCAGAGCUAUAAAAGCUCCAAACAGGAACUCAGCAGCACCCCUCCCUACCUCCACCACAACAGGAGGAUUGGGGAAGAAAAAGAACUAAAUUAUAUUCCUCUCUUAGUGAACUACCGAAUGGUCUGAAGUCAAAGACGUGGCCCUUCCUUUAGGUCCUCGUUGCACUGGGAAUGCUGUGGAAGGUGGAGAGGUUUUGGCCAGGGUCUGCCCAAUAUUUCAAAACAAACCAAUUUUUAGGGAAGAUGGGAUGACUUUUUAAACAUGAGAUUUCUAUUUCCCCUGGUCUGUCUACUACACCUCAGGCUGAUGCACUUUGGUUUGAUACAGUCUGUCAUCUGUCGCUUUAGUUUCUUGUUGUUGUCAUCAAAGGGGAUCAUGAUAAUGGUGAACUUUUCUUUUCUUUUUUUUUUUUCUUUUUUCUUUUUUUUUUUUUUUGUAACAUGCCUUUGAUUUUGUACAUUUGGAAGGAUUGUGAAAUAAAAAGGCCCACAAAACCAAAAUGAA